Messenger RNA from Octodon degus (degu), 1201 nucleotides. RefSeq names its product signal-regulatory protein beta-1. The record is from RefSeq and is a predicted model, not a curated record. Gene Ontology annotation, biological process: positive regulation of T cell activation; positive regulation of phagocytosis. Gene Ontology annotation, cellular component: plasma membrane. NCBI's taxonomy places the organism in Eukaryota, Metazoa, Chordata, Mammalia, Rodentia, Octodontidae.
CCGAGAACUCUCUUUAGGUCUUCAUGAUGUCUGUCUCUGCCUCCAUGCUCCAGAAUUUUUGUCUUAUCCUGUGGUUGACCCUUCUGCUCAGACUCACAGUAGCAGGCGCACAGGAGGUUCUGAAAGUAAUUCAGCCUGAGAAUCCAGUCCUGGUUGGUGUUGGAGAGACAGCGACUCUACACUGCACUAUAACCUCUCUGUACCCUGUGGGACCUGCCCUGUGGUUCAAGGGACAAGGACAAAGUCGGAAGUUAGUUUACAGUUUCAAAGGAGGCCACUUCCCCCGUGUCACAAAUACAUCUGAUACCACAAUAAGAAACAACAAGGACUUUUCCAUCCAUAUCAGGAAUGUCAUCCUAGCAGAUGCUGGCACCUACUACUGUGUGAAGUUCCAGAAAACAUCUGAUAAAGACAAAGAGUUUCAGUCUGGAGGAGGCACUGAAUUGUUUGUACAUGUGGCAAGGACAGAGGAGUCCCUGCAAGUGAUUCAGCCUGAAAAGCCAGUGCUGGUUGCUGCUGGAGCAGCCUUUCUGCCCUGCACUGUGGCCUCUGUGUUCCCUGUGGGGCCCAUCCUGUGGUACAGAGGAGAAGGACAAAAUCGGGAGUUAGUUUACAAUUUCAAAGGAGGCCACUUCCCCCCUGUCACACAAAUGUCAGAUACCACACAGAGAAGCAACAGGGACUUUUCCAUCCACAUCAGGAAUGUCACCCUAGCAGAUGCUGGCACCUACUACUGUGUGAAGUUCCAGAAAACAGCUUAUGGAGACAUAGAGUUUCAGUCUGGAGGAGGCACUGAGUUGUCCGUGCAUGAAUUAGAGACAUCUUCUACUGCUACAUUCCUCAUAGCCCUGCUUCUCAGCACCAAGGUGCUACUGGUGAUCAUUGUCUCUGCUAUCUACAUCAACAUUUACAAGAAACAGAAGGCCUAAUUAUGCUUCCUAUCUACUCAGAACAGCUGUCUCAUGAGAAGAGGAGCACAUGUGAUACAAGAACAGGAAGAGAUAUUUCUUAAACAAGGAGAAGAUAACCAAAUUAGACAUGUUUCCCCACUACCUCAACUUCCUGCCCUACUACACUGAACACCCAGUCUCUGCUACUUCCUUCCUGCUCUGAGAGGAUAGACCUGGAAGAAAAUGUGUUAAGAAGCUUCUUUACAGUGAAAGAUUUAUACUGUAAAAAUUAUACUACUCUGAAAAAAGAG